Messenger RNA from Verticillium alfalfae VaMs.102, 1944 nucleotides. Its product is annotated as aidB. Gene Ontology annotation, molecular function: oxidoreductase activity, acting on the CH-CH group of donors. Bases 1 to 1944 code for a protein of 647 amino acids. The record is from RefSeq and is a predicted model, not a curated record. Lineage: Eukaryota; Fungi; Ascomycota; Sordariomycetes; Glomerellales; Plectosphaerellaceae. The transcript has a single exon.
AUGGCAAGCGUCCCUAUUGCGUCGUCGGCUACCUCGGGCUUCUUUCAGCAAUUGCCCACCAUUCUCCCUCAGUACACGUCCCCCCAGCUCGCCAAUGCUCACGAUGAGGCCACGGACGAUGUUGUCCUUAUACGGCUUGCGAAAUUGUACUUGCCAGACAGUAGCCAGCAAGUUGUGGGCAAAGCCAUGCACGAAAUCUCACGGACUGUGCUGGAGCCCGCCACUUUGAAGCAUGCUGUCGAGGCCGAGACAGUACCGCCGACUUUGCAGCCGCUCACGACAUUUGGCGAGCUGAAUCGAGACGACCCUCUUGUCCUGUGUCACGGUUGGAAAGCUUUGAAAGCUAUCGGAAUCCAGGCAGGCGUUGUCUCGCUGGGCUACGACAAGUCCACGUCCACCCACAACCGUCGCGUGCAUCAGUUUCUCGUAAAUCACAACUGGCACCACACAUCAACCCUGACCAUGUGCCCGAUGAGCAUGACAGAUGGGUCUGCCCGUUUCAUUUCGAAUCACAUUGGGGACGAUGAUGGCGACGAAAAGGGACGCCGCGCGGUCCUCAGUGAAUACUACCGACGCCUGGUUUCGUCUGACCCAUCUGAAGCUUGGACUAGCGGCCAGUGGAUGACCGAGAGAUCAGGCGGAAGCGAUGUCAGAGGAACCGAGACUAUAGCCACGAGAUUGACCCCGACCGACCUCAAGGGCCCUGGCGGCCGCGGCCAAGACGUUCUCGGACAGCCUUUAGGACCCUGGUCCAUUGACGGCUUCAAGUGGUUCAGCAGCGCAACCGAUUCAGACAUGACCAUGCUUCUGGCGCAGACCCCGAAAGGUUUGAGUGCGUUCUGUGUUCCCAUGCGCCGCAAGGCGGGAAAAGGCUCUGAGCUCAACGGAAUCCGCAUCCAGAGGCUUAAGAAUAAGAUGGGCACAAAGGGUUUGCCGACCGCUGAGCUCGAGCUGAAGGGUGCACGUGGCUGGCUCGUCGGAGAGGAAGGGAAGGGCGUCAAGGCAAUCUCAACUGUCCUCAACAUCACGCGCCUCUACACCGGCGCUGGCAGUGUCUCGUACUGGGCACGUGGCCUCGCGGUCUGCCGUGCGUACACCAAGGUUCGGAAGGUUCGGGGUGCCUAUUUGUACGAAAACCUGCAGCACAACCACUGGAUGGCUGGAGAGACUGUCAAAUACCAAGCGGCCACGGCUCUUACAUUCUUCGGUGUGGCCCUUUUGGGCUGCAAUGAACAGGGUAGUAGCGUCAUGAGAAACACCCCAGCCGCUGCACUCAUCCCGAACGACGAAACAGCAAAGCUUCUCCUUCGGCUUCUGACGCCAGUGAUCAAGGCGCAGACAAGCGUGGCAGCUGUAGCUGGGCUUCGCGCGAACAUGGAGUGUCUCGGCGGUGUGGGCUAUUGCGAAAACCAUGAAGAUGGAGGCAUAUUGAACCUGGCCAAGAUAUUUCGCGACUCCGUCGUGCAAACAAUCUGGGAGGGAACCGUGAGCGUCAUGGCAGAUGACGUUGGCCGGGUCCUCAAAGACAAACGCAUUCAAGGAGGCCGGAUUAUUGAGGAUGUUUUUGCUCCCUGGACCUUGAGGACCCUCAAGCUCUGCAGCAAGAGGUUCGCCAAUGAGUGUACCGCUGUUACCGAAAGACUCGAGAGUCUCCUUGCCUUGAUUUCACGCACCAAAGCGGAUGGGGCACUGCUGGAAUAUAGUGGCCGGUGGCUCUUGGACCACCUCGACGUCGUUACGACGGCAACACUCCUUUUGUAUGACGCUAGCACGGACGAUGAUGAGAUUGCAUCUCACGUUGCAAUCAGAUACGUCCGGUCUCAUGUCAGCGCGGUCAGCUACACUAAGCUUAGCGCAUUUGACUGCGCGGCCGAAGCCGCCAUUGACGCAAGGAUCUUCAUGGGUGCGGGCAUCUCACAAAAACCAUUAGCUGGAAAGCUAUGA